UCCCCUUCCACAAGUUGGGAAAAUCCCCCCAAAACCCCAACCCAAUUCCAUCAAUCGGCCGCUGCUUCGGCCGCCCCACCUCCGCGUGAAGAUGGCUAAUCGACGCAGCGGCGGCGGCGGCGGAGGAGGCCGCGACGGAGGGAGAGACUCGGGAGAGAUGAAGCGCGGCGGAGGCGGCAGGAACCGGGGCCGCGGCGGCGGCCAAGCGGCUCCCCCCGCCGGCGGGAGAGGCUUCCGCGAUGAGGUUGAUGAGCCCCGCGGAGGCGGCUUGGCUCCCGUCGGAGACCAGAACCUCGGAGGAGGCGCAUCUCGCGGCUUCGGCCAGUACCUCGGCAGAGGCGGCGCGGACCGCGACCGAGGUGCUAGCUCGUACGCACGCGGCGGGGAUCACGGCAGGGUCUACAGCGCUUACGGAAGGUACCAGAGACCCCUCGGAGGCGAUGGGGAUCCAAGCGGAAGCUCGGGAAGAGGAGGGCGUGGUUCGGGUGCCGCAACCAAUGGACCUCGGGACCCGUACCACCACGGGGGACAGCAGGGUCGCGGCGCGGGCGGCGGAGAUCACGGCGCGGGCGGCGGGCCUUACGGAGGAUAUCAGGGCCGCGGCGGACGGGAGGAGUAUUAUCCAAGUAGAAGUCACGGAGCAGGGCAAGAAGAGCGGCGUCGCGGCAACUACCCCCAGCAGUACGCCGCGACACCGUCGGCGAAGAGGCUCCCCUCCAAUCCUGGUGUCAGAAUAUUUGGCCCCAGUGAAGAGGUACAAGUCAAACUUUGGGUGAACCACUUUGGCAUCAAGUUUGGGGAAUCAACUAUCUUUCACUACGGUGUCAAGCUCGAGGAAGUUUCUCCAGAGGCAUCAGGAGGCUUGGAGCUCUCCAAGGCAGAUCAGGAUUUUGCAAGUGCUCAAUUCUUGAAGAUGCUUCCGCAGACUUCAGAACCAUUAGCUGUUGCUUCUGAUGGCAAGGGCCAUCUGUACACCUUUGCCAAACUGCCAGAAGGUUUAUCCCUCCCUGUGUCAGUUCGGUCACGAACCUACAAUGUCUCAGUAGAGUUCAAGGAGAAGCUGGUGCUACCCUCUGAUAAGCCUGUGGGUAGGAAUGUCUUGCAGGCUCUUGAUGUCAUAGUGCGUCAGGCCUCUAGCUUCGAAAAGAUUAUCAUUGGGCAGACAUUAUAUUCACCAUGGUGGUUAGUGCCUGAGGCCCCCAAUCAUGCUGAUGCUCUUGUCCAAACUCUAGGGGGAACCAAGCAGACUCUAAAACCCACCAAGCAAGGGCUGGUCUUAUGUGUGGACUAUUCAGCUAUGGACUUCUGCAAACCUAAAAGCAGUGUUCUGGAUCUUGUUGAGCACUUGCUGAAGCGCGUUGGCAGAAGGGAACCCCUUAAAGGCCGUAGUAGUGCACCUCUAAACGAGAAAGAGCGGAAAUAUUUGGAGGAUCAGCUCAGAGGCCUUUGCAUUACCGUGAGUUACCAGAAGAAGUCCUCUGAAGGAAAAAGGGAUGCCCCGACAGUUCGGAAGUACAAGGUUCAAGGCUUGACGCCUCAAUGUGCUGAACAGAUAACCUUCAAGGAGUUCAAAGUAAAUAAGGUUUGGAACCUUGUUGAGUAUUAUCGUCAGCAGUACGGGGAGAACAUUCAGUAUAAGAUGUUUCCAUGCUUGGCUUUGAGCAAGAGACCGGACAAGCCAAACCAUGUCCCGAUUGAGCUUUGUAAGCUUCAUAGAUGUCAGAAGUAUCCCAAGGAUUCCAAGCAGGAACCGAGAAGGCCACCCGAGUCAAAAUAUCGGAAACUUUGGAUUGAGCAACUGGUUAAUGAUGGAUUUGAUGGGCCUUGCAGAGGAGACAGAGGCAAGCAUUUCAAGAUUUCAUUGGAUGAACAGAUGACAGAAGUGAGCGGCAAGAUCCUUCUUCCCCCAGUGCUAAAACUGGGUGACUCUAAAGAAUUGAGUAUUCGUCUCGCUAACCGCCAGUGGAACCUCCAGAAUCACAAAAUAUUUGAAGGCCAGUCUCUCAAGUGCUGGGGCGUGCUCGAUUUCAGUGGACAGGAGCCUCAUUUCCGGGACGCCUUUAUUGCAAAGAUUGUCAGCAAGUGCAAUAAUCUCGGUAUUGCAAUGUCCCAUGAGCCAAGCCUUGUGCACAAGUCAGAAACCUUGGUGCUAUUCGAUGCAGACAAACUACGUAGGGAACUUAACAAAGCGAAGGAGGCUGCCGAGGAGAAGAGGCAGAAGCUGCAGCUCCUCUUCUGCCCAAUGUCUGACCAGCACCCCGGGUACAAGACGCUGAAGCUGAUCUGCGAGAUAGAGCUGGGGAUCCAAACCCAGUGUCUCUUGACCCGCCUGGCGAACAAAGAAGGCAAUAGCCAGGACCAGUACUUGUCCAACCUUGCUCUCAAGAUCAACAGCAAGCUCGGAGGAAGCAACAUGCAGCUAUCUGACGAGCUUCCGAACGUGACUGGCACACGUUUCAUGUUCAUCGGCGCAGACGUGAACCACCCGCCUCCAGGAGACACGGUGAGUCCCUCGAUAGCAGCUGUUGUGGCGUCCAUGGAUUGCCCUGGCGCCAGCCAGUACGUGCCGAGAAUCUGUACCCAAAAGCACCGCCAGGAGAAGAUCGGCAACCUUGGUACCAUGUGUAAGGAGCUCAUCGAAGUUUACAAGAAGAGGAACGGCGGCGUCAAGCCAGCAAAGAUCAUAUACUUCCGCGACGGCGUGAGCGACGAGCUGUUCGAUAUGGUCCGCAAGGAGGAACUAGUGUCCAUGAAGAAGGGUAUCUGCGAGGACGACUACUCGCCGACGAUCACAGUGAUCGUGGCCAAGAAGCGACACAGCACGCGGCUCUUCCCCAAGGACGAAAACGAGCUGCAGACGCCCAACGGCAACGUGCUCCCUGGCACGGUCGUCGACACCAUCGUGGUCGACCAGUCGGAGGAGGAUUUCUUCCUCUGCAGCCACGACGGGCUGCACGGGACGAGCCGGCCGACACACUACUACAUGCUGGAGAACGAGCACGGCUUCGAGGCCGUGGACAUGCAGAAGCUGGUGUACAGCAUGUGCUUCGUGUUCGCGCGGUGCACCAAGCCGGUGUCGCUGACGGCGCCCAUCAAGUACGCUGACAUCGUGGCCUACCGCGGCAGGGACUACUACGACAGCAGGAUGGACUCCAUGCAGCUCCAGGCCCAGCUCCAGGCCGUCGAGUUCCCGGAGCUGCGCGUGCACCCGGAUCUCAGGGACAAGAUGUUCUUCAUCUGACGCCGCCUGCUUUUUCAGGGUGCUCCAGAGCACGUUCUGCUUCUUGUGUGCGCGUUCUUGCUGCUGCUUUGCUGUGUUGUGUACAUGCCCGUCAAAUUGGCUCUUACGGCUUUGCUGCGUUCUGUACAUGCUCGCCGAAUUGACUCUUACAGCUUUACUGUCUUCUGUACAUGCUCGUCGAAUUGGCUUGUUACAAACUCGUUAUUGUACAUACAUUCUGUUACUGGA
Molecule: messenger RNA, 3469 nt
Organism: Hordeum vulgare subsp. vulgare (domesticated barley)
Lineage: Eukaryota; Viridiplantae; Streptophyta; Magnoliopsida; Poales; Poaceae
Product: protein argonaute 2-like
Exons: 3
Coding region: 92-3241 (1049 amino acids)
Biological process (GO): regulatory ncRNA-mediated post-transcriptional gene silencing
Cellular component (GO): cytoplasm
Molecular function (GO): RNA binding; protein binding
Source: RefSeq, a predicted model, not a curated record